AUUGUUCUCCUUGGAGAGCGGAAUGCGCUUUUCCCCCCCCAAAGCACGCACACGGAGAAAAUGAAAGGGCCGCUCCGUUCUCCUUAAUUGCCACUCGACUGGGGGUUCGAAAGGGCACGCAGGAUCGUAAAGAUCUAGAGAGAUGGCGACGGCAUUGUCGUGCAGGGACGGAGGUAUCUACUUCAGGCUAGAUGGGAAGGGAUCGAAUGACGACGGGAAUCAGUGGGACGACGGCGCCGGGGGUGAGGUGAGGGAGAUUUGCAUAUGCCACGGACCGAUCGUCUACUCCAUUCAAACCACCUACGAGCGCCAAGGCACCCUUCUCUGCUCUCGCCGUCACGGCGGCACCGACGGCAACUUCGACUUCAUUUCCUUGAGUAGUCCUCUCACCUGGGUGAGUGGGCAUUAUAGCUCAUGGUGCUGGGAUCCCGAUUUGUUAUUCCCUGAUGAGGAGGAGGAACCCUAUAACUUCUGCAAGGUUAUAAGGUCGCUUAAGUUUGGCACCGCCGACGGAGCUACCUACGGUCCGUACGGCAGGGAGAUCGGCGAGCCCUUCGACUUCCGAUGCAGCACUGGCAUCGCCGGCUUCCAUGGCCGCGACGAUUCUUUCCACCUCAAUGCCAUCGGCGUGUACGUGAAGAGCGCGGCGAAGGGCGUCAUUGACGACGCUACGCUCAUCAGCAGGGGAGCUUCUGCGGAUGUGAAUAGCAGCGGCACUUUGCCGUUGAGCAGCAGCAGCAGUAAGCUGCUGGACGAACCGAAAGCGUAAGCCAGCAGGAAAGUUAGCGUUUAGAAAUCCAUCCAGGGGCAUAUACAUACCUAUACGGAAAUUUAGUAAUGCAGUCUUAACGUAUGUAUAUAUAUAUAUAUAUAUAUAUAUAUAUAUAUAUAUAUAUAUAGUCCAUCUCUUCUCCUUUGUGUUUGAUAAUGUACUGGUAUUAUUAAACUGUAGUAAUGGAGUCAUGCAACUGGAGUUUCUGUUGAGCG
Molecule: messenger RNA, 987 nt
Organism: Ananas comosus (pineapple)
Lineage: Eukaryota; Viridiplantae; Streptophyta; Magnoliopsida; Poales; Bromeliaceae
Product: agglutinin-like
Exons: 2
Coding region: 143-769 (208 amino acids)
Source: RefSeq, a predicted model, not a curated record